UUGGCUGACUCAGCCGAUAGCUAAGAGACGAUAACAAAUUUGUCACCCUCGCGUCCCUGGUAAAUCGUCUCAGUUUACUCGUAAACCCUACGUCAUUUUUACGCCUAAAAUCUGGAGCCAUGGAUGAGACGCCCCUGUCCAGCUGUGAUACGUAUCAAGUAGCUGAUAAACGUUUGACGACAUAUAUUGAGACAACAUUAGUCUUGUACCAUGUGCUUGCCUGUUGGAGCAUAUAGCGUUUAUGUGCCGAGGCUAUACAUUUUUCCUACAACGGCCUGAACGGACUCGACCUCUGCCCCGAGGAACAUGCGUAGAUAAGGCAUUUUGAGUAUCAGUCACGACGAGGGACAAAGAGGAAGCGUAUGUUUUUACUUCAAAUAAAAAUUCAAUGUACAAUUGUGACAUUUGAGACUGUAUUCCACUUGUGAUUAGUGUUCAGCAUGAAUUACAUUACGAACGAGAUUCCUGAAACCGAGCGAUUGAUCACUAAUGAGAUGUUCUUGUCGACUGCACCAAGUCCCUCGGCCAUCCGUAACAAUCAAACUCGAACAGAUAACUAUUCGACUGAUAAAAAUUCUACUGACAAACUAAACUGACUGAUAGAGUUUUGUUUUUACUUGAUUUUACUUCUGGGAAGAAGAAUGAAUCAUACAAAUUGUGAUUAGAAGAACUUAUUGUUUAUAAAUACAUAUUUGAGAAAUACAUUAGUAAUAUAUUAAUAUGAAUUAAAGUGCUGGAAUCUUAGGAACAAUUUUUCUAAUCGUUAAUGCUACCCUGGGAGCUGGACUGUUGAAUUUUCCCCAAGCUUUUGACAAAGCUGGUGGAGUUGGGACCUCUGUUGUGAUGCAGCUUGGUUUUCUUGUGUUCAUCACGACUGCUCUAAUAAUAUUAGCUAGUAGCAGUGACUUUGUAUAUGCCAAUACUCUGCAAGAUGUAUUUGCUGGAUUAUGCGGGUCUAAAUCACUCAUGCUCUGCGGAAUAUGUGUUGCCCUUUACAGUUUUGGCUGCUGCUUAACAUUCCUAAUAAUUGUUGGCGAUCAGUUUGACAGAGCGUUCGCCACAUUUUAUGGACUAGACUAUUGUCAUACUUGGUAUUUAUCGAGACCGUUUGUGACCGCUGUGAGUUGCAGCUUAUUUAUACUGCCUCUGUGCUUUUUCAAGAGACUGGACGUCCUGAGUUACGCAAGUUCCAUCGGCUGUGUAACUAUCGUGUACUUCGUAUGCUUAGUGAUAUAUAAAAGCCUCACGGAGCAUCCCAAAAAUGUGCCACCUAUGAAAAUCUGGCCAGAUAGUGGGUACGAAGCUUUGCAAUUAGUACCAAUUAUCUGCUUCGCAUAUCAGAGCCACAUGACCGCGAUACCAACCUACGCCUGCAUGAAGGACCGCCGGCUGGGUAAGUUCGCGUUGUGCGCCGUAAUCAGCAUGCUUAUUUGUUUCGGUGCAUACACCAUCGUGGGCAUCUUCGGAUACGCCACUUUCGGCCCAGGCGGUGUGCCAAGCGAUAUCUUGCAAGGCUACGACGACAAAAGCAUCGUACUGGCAGUGGCGAUAAUCGCCGUGGCGGUGAAGAACUUCACUACCUAUCCUAUCGUUUUGUACUGUGGCCGAGAUGCGCUUCUCGGUAUGUUUAACGUGGACCUCAAUAAAAUUGGUGUCCGAGUGAUCGUCACCUUGGUGUGGUUCUUCUCAUCGCUGGUCAUCGCUAUUCUGGUGCCGGACAUCUCGCCGAUGAUCUCUUUAUUGGGAUCGUUGUCCGCGAUAUUUAUUUUCGUGCUACCUGGCAUCUGUCUCCUGCAAAGCGUAAUCCUGAAGGAUCCACAAUUGUAUCUGAAUAAGGAUCGCUUGAUGAUAGUCUUCGCGAUCCUUUUGACCGCGCUGGGUGCUUUCGCAUGCGGUGUCGUUUUUGUGGAAGCUCUCAACGAUCUGCGUAAAGACCCGUCUGAGCCUCAUCACGUGGUCACCGGCAUCAGACAACUCAGAGAGAGUUUAUGCGUUUGAUACUAGAUUUGCACGGGUUCUCGAAACAUAUGAUAUGCCUGCAUGAUCUGCGAAACUUUAAGAUUUAUUAUGUUAGUAACAAUAGAGACUAAGGACUGUUUGCUCUCUAAAUAUCUUACAUGCGAGACAGAAAUGAUACCAGAAACGAUAAUUUUUAAAAUGUACGAUUCUGUCUCAUUUAUUGAUUUGUUUAUAAAGUUUAGAUAGGUAAGACGUCAGAGAAAGACUGAUGUAUAUACAUUUUUAUUAAUAAGUUCUUUUUAACCGAUUGACUCGUACACGGAAGUCAUACGCAAAACUAAUUUUUUACGUAAUAACAUGAGAACAAAGACCGAAGUCUUCCCGUUCCCGUUGAGAAACGUGCUCAAUAAUAUAAUAAGUAUGUUGUGAAUAUAAAUAAAGAUAUCUUUGAUACUCUUUUUA
Molecule: messenger RNA, 2421 nt
Organism: Odontomachus brunneus
Lineage: Eukaryota; Metazoa; Arthropoda; Insecta; Hymenoptera; Formicidae
Product: putative sodium-coupled neutral amino acid transporter 7
Exons: 6
Coding region: 844-1998 (384 amino acids)
Biological process (GO): amino acid transmembrane transport
Molecular function (GO): amino acid transmembrane transporter activity
Source: RefSeq, a predicted model, not a curated record